AUGGCAACUAAACGUUCGCCGAUAUAUUUAUCUUUAAUUUUUUGUUUCAUGAUGACAGUCGAUUCUCAAACCUCUACAACAUCAACGAAUCAACAUAUUUGUUCCUCAAUAGAAUCGGUCACUAAAAAUUAUGAUUGUCCUAAUUCUACCGCAUUCAAUAUUAUUGAUGAACAUAAUAAAGAUAAUUCAACAUGGAAAAUAGAUUUCAAAGUUUUCCAAGAAGCAUCAAUAACGAAUUCAGUUGAGCUUCUUCGAGAAAUUCAACGAAGACAUGCAAAUUCUAUUCCUUGUCCAUAUACUCGACAAAUGAAUGUAUCCAAAUGUUGUUCUAACUGGACAGGAAGCAAUUGUGAUCAAGUCGCUACAUCAAAUGAUACAUUAACUUCUAAUGAUAAUGAGCCAUUGCCAUUCGCGACAUGUGUACUUUGGGGUUUAUUUCAUUAUCGAACAUUUGAUAAUACACAAUUUGAAUUUAUUGGUUCAUGCAAUUAUAAACUAAGUGGUACACAAUCAUGGCAAGUUAAUGUUCGACCAAUACAAUGUAACAAUUGGAAAACGUGUUCUAAACAAUUAUCUAUGCUAUUUGGACCUGUGAAUGUAACUGCAGUAGGAAGCAAUGUUAUUGUCAAUGGUGUUACAUUAAAUUCAACCGAAGGUAUUAUUGUUAGUGGCGUGACAAUCGAACGACGUGGAAAUUAUACAUAUCUAACAUAUUCUGAUGGUGUCCGAAUCAAAUGGGAUGAAGCGACUGUCAUUGACUUAACAGUUGAUAUUAGUUUCAAAGGAAAAGUUAGUGGUUUAUGUGGAGACUAUGAUCAAAAUCCUAGAGAUGAUCUUACUCUUUUUGAUGGAACGAUAUCUCCAAGUGCGGCUGUAUUCGGAAAUCAAUGGCGCUUAGAUAAAAGUUGUCCAGAAGCGCCAUCAUUAGGUGAAGUAUGUUCAGAUGAUGAUACACAACAAAUAGCAAUAGAUGCUUGCCAAAUACUUCUUAAUACUUCUGACGUUUUUGGUGAAUGUUUACAUGUCGUGAAUGGAGAACAAUAUUACAAUGCUUGUGUUAUCGAUUAUUGUAUGACGGCUACUACUCAUCCAGAACAAUUAGGACAAGCAAUGUGCAAUUCUUACACAGCAUUUGCUCGUGAUUGUACUGAUAAUUAUAUUGAUAUUAAUUGGCGUACAGCAUCUCGAUGCCCAAAAUCAUGUCCGAAUAAUAUGACCUAUGUUGAAUGUGCAUCAAAUUGUCCAAAAACUUGCCAAAGUCUAAGUCAAAGAAUAUCUCAAUCAGAUGCAUGCAUGAGCGAUUGUUCAGCGGGUUGUAUUUGUCCUACUGGAACUGUUUUGGAUUUGGGACAAAAUCAAAAAUGUGUUAAACCUGACGGAUGUACUUGCUACUAUAGAGGAAAUUAUUAUCAACCGGGAGACAGCAUUGAUAUUAAUUGUAAUCAAUGUAAUUGUUCAUCUGGUUCAUGGCAAUGUUCAAAAGUAGCUUGUCCUAGAACUUGCACUGUCAUGGGUAAUGGUCAUAUUGAUACGUACGAUGGAAAAACAUUCACUUUAAUUAGUUCUUGUCAAUACGUAUUACUUGAAGGUACAGAUGUUAAAUCAUCAGAGAAGCUUCGCGUGAUGUAUACCAAUACACAAGAUAUUAGUACAAAUGAAUUAGUGAUUGUUUACUAUGGAAAUAUAGUAAAUAUUAAAGGCUCACAAAUAGUUCUUAAUGGACAACCAGGAACACAAUUACCACAGAAAAGUAAUAAUUUGUUGAUUCGACAAGCAACAUCAGUUUUACGAAGUGUCGAAGGGCCUGAUUUUGCAAUUUAUUUUGAUGGCUUUCGCGUAUAUAUUACCUUGGAAUCAUCGUUUAUCAAUCAAACUCGUGGUCUGUGUGGUACAUUUAACUAUAUAACAAGAGAUGAUUAUGAAACUCCGAAUGGACUCAUAGAAACAAAUAUUAUUAGUUUUGCUAAUGCUUAUAAAACUUCUCAAACAUGUAAUACACCGUUACAAACAUCAUCUUGCAGUCUUUUUCCAGCGAGUGAAUUAGUUGCUCGGUCAACAUGUCAGAAUCUAUUGAAAGAUUCUGUAUUUACUCCAUGUUUGUCUGUUUUGGAUCCAUCAUUUUAUAUUGAAUCGUGUACUGCUGAUCUUUGUGUUGAUAGUGCAAGUGAUUAUGUUUCAACAUAUACAUGUUAUCAUUUAGCAACAUACGCACAUGAAUGUGCUGAACGUGGCAUUAUUAUUGAUUGGAUGAGUAAACCAAGUUUAUCAAAUGCUUGCCACAUAGCACCUUAUCCUUAUGGUCAAUGUUCAUCACCAGAUGGUGGGUCAACGUCAACAAGCUACUCUGAAUGUGUUUCCGCUUGUGAUUAUUCAUGUUCAGACCUAGAUCAAAAAUCUUCAUUGAAUUGUGAAAAUCGAUGUUUACCUGGAUGUGCAUGUCCAACUAAUACAUAUUAUAAUAGUAAAUCUCUUUCAUGCAUUCGUGCAGAACAAUGCCCUUGCUAUGAUGUAUCAACAGAAUCAUAUGUUCAGCCUGGGCAAAAUUUAUUUCGAACAUGCACAAAUUGUACAUGCUUAAGUGGAAGAUUUCAAUGUGAAAAUCCAAAUUGUCUUUCGACAAUGAGUUGUCCAGGGAAUCAAAUUUAUUCUAAUAAUGCAAGUACAUGUCCAAAGACAUGUGAUAACUUCAUUAGUUUUUCCGCCUGCAAUACAUACAAACCAGGUUGUACGUGCCCACCAGGACAAGUAUUGACACAUGAUGGUAUUAGUUGUGUAUCAGUUGAUGAAUGUCCAUGUCGUUAUAAUCAACAUUCAUAUGCAACAGGAGAACAAAUUCUUCAAUCUUGUAACAAUUGUACAUGUUCCGGUGGAAUAUGGACAUGCACCAAAAUGCAAUGUGAUAGUACAUGUAUUGCAACCGGUGAUCCACAUUAUAUAACAUUUGAUGGAUUACGCUAUUCUUAUCAAGGAAAUUGCCAAUAUUAUUUAGCUAAGGAAAAAAAUAAUACAUUCAGUAUUUUAGCUGAAAAUGUUCCAUGCGGUUCCACUGGUGUAACUUGUACAAAAAAUAUAAUCAUUGAUUAUCUUGGUUCCAGUAUUGAUUUGCAACGUGGACGUAGUGUUAUAUUUAAUGGUAUUGAACUCAAAAAUUAUGAAUCAAUACCAAAAAUCUAUGGGCAAGUAUCUGUAUUUAAAAGUGGAGUUUUUACAAUAAUUUCUACACCAGACUUUUUAAUUAAAUGGGAUGAAUCAACAAGAAUUUAUGUCACAGUUUACUCACAGCAUCGUGGAAAUAUGGAAGGUCUAUGUGGUAAUUAUAAUGAUGAUAGUGCUGAUGAUAUAAAAACAGCACAAGGAAUUACUGGCUCAAUAAUUGAGUAG
Messenger RNA from Rotaria socialis, 3381 nucleotides. Lineage: Eukaryota; Metazoa; Rotifera; Eurotatoria; Philodinida; Philodinidae. The record is from the annotation of a GenBank genome assembly.